AAAAUAAACGCUCAGUCGGUUACCAACAAGCAGUUGGUGUGUGUCUCAUUGAUCACACAACAACAAUAAUAACCUGCCCUGUAGAUGUUUAUAUUUUUAUACUACCAGUGACUUGUUGUAAUAAAAUAGUUCAUUGUUUUUUCAACUUAAGGACUCGACCGCGAGGCCGCGUUGCCUUCUCGUCUGUGGGUUGAGCCGUUAUUUUAAAAACUUAAAAAAAAAAUCACCAACGACAAUCCAUAAAUACAUUAAACACUCUCUCUUUAGUAUCUCUCGAACAAGCAAAAAGAAAAGUGUUUUUUUUCCAUUGUUCGUACCGGUCAGAAUGCCCGUGUCUUGUCUAUUUACCGAAAUGGAUAGAACAAGCGCAGACGAAAGCUUAGAGACUCGCACUUUGCAGCUUGCUUACGAACUUUCGAUGUUGCGGAUGCCCGAGUCUUCAAACCCGGUUUCGGAACCUGAAAGUCCCUCAGAUUUCGCUCCAUUACUCAACCCUCUUCAUACCAUCGGUUUGGAAGAAAAUAGAUCGAAGAAAUCCCAGAACAUGACCGAAUGUGUGCCGGUACCAAGUUCAGAGCACGUGGCUGAAAUCGUUGGCAGACAAGGUUGCAAGAUAAAAGCGCUUAGGGCAAAGACAAACACGUAUAUCAAGACGCCAGUGCGAGGUGAGGAACCAGUAUUCGUAGUGACAGGUCGCAAGGAAGAUGUAGCUAAAGCAAAACGCGAAAUAUUGUCGGCCGCAGAACAUUUUUCUCAAAUCCGCGCGACACGUAAAAGUAACAUAAUCGGCGGUUUAAACGGCAGUCCACCAGGUCCGCCGACCAACAUCCCCGGUCAAAUAACCAUCCAAGUUCGCGUGCCGUAUCGCGUUGUGGGUCUGGUAGUCGGUCCAAAAGGAGCGACAAUCAAACGCAUCCAACACCAAACCCACACGUACAUCGUGACGCCCAGUAGGGAUAAAGAGCCCGUGUUUGAGGUAACCGGAAUGCCGGAGAACGUAGAAAGCGCCCGACGAGAAAUCGAAGCCCAUAUCGCUCUAAGAACCGGAAACGGUACUUCUAUCAACGGACUGAACGGACUCGGAGGUCUCGAAGAGUCGGCAGAUCUAUUGGCAUCGCUGUACAAGACUGGUCUCAAUUCUCUCUUCAAUUACAUCGAGUCGCCGACAGAUCCGUUCAGUAAUAUGACUUCGUCGACCGGAAGCACUGGCGCUUUUUCGAGUUCUGGUUCGUGUUCGAGCAGUUCGUCGAGUUCGGGCGGACGGGCGGAUUUGGGCGCGAUCUGGGCCCCGAACGAUCGCGACGAAGGACUGGGCGACUCGCCCAGUUUCGACAGUUCGACCGCGCUCUCGAGCAUCUGGUCGUAUCCGAGCGUGGGCAACGGCAGCGGUAACAAUACGAGCGCCCCGAAUCGCCCGUCGCCCCCAACGAGCACGAGUCCUGCCGAUUCGUUGCUCAGCUCCGCGAAGUGUUUAGUUUGCCAUGAGGCUAAAGUCACACAUGCUCUGGUGCCGUGCGGACACAACUUUUUCUGUAUGGAGUGCGCAAAGCGGGUGUGUGAGGGCAGUGACGCACAGUGUCCAGUGUGUUCUUUGCCCGCGAUGCAGGCAAUCCGCAUUUACUCGCCCAACCCCUAGGUCGAUAUAGUACACUGCUAUUAUUAUCGUCGAUCUCUCGCUAACAACAACAGCAUCAUCAUCGUCGUCAUUAUCGUAAUAAUCAUGAACCUCCCACUGUCUCUUUCACUGUUUCUCUGUUUCUUUCUCAUUCACACGAAACAUGGUUGUACCAGAAAAAAACACACAACCGCUCAUUCACGUUCACACUCAUGCUCGUCAUCGUUUGUACACUUGAUGUAUGUCACAUUCCCUAACCGCGUCCUGUGUUCAGCUACGGUUUGUCCCGCAGUCGUGUGACAGUUUUUCAUACGCUCUACAACGAAGAACAGUAUAUUAUAUUAUUAUUAUUAUUAAGUGUGUAUUAUUGUACGAAUUACGUUUUUGUUAACUUUUACGCUUUGUUUUUGUUUCUAUUAAUAUAUUCGUUGUUUUAUUAAUAUAUUCGAUGUUCUGGUAUAAUAAUAACACACACACGAUGCGGGACCUAUCGGCGCAUAUUAUAGUCGUUCU
Molecule: messenger RNA, 2128 nt
Organism: Agrilus planipennis (emerald ash borer)
Lineage: Eukaryota; Metazoa; Arthropoda; Insecta; Coleoptera; Buprestidae
Gene: Mex-3
Product: RNA-binding protein MEX3B
Exons: 2
Coding region: 326-1636 (436 amino acids)
Molecular function (GO): RNA binding
Source: RefSeq, a predicted model, not a curated record